UGUCUCGGUUAGCUGAGGAUAAAAGCUGCCGCGGCUGCCGUGGGAACUGCUGCCUCGACACGGCUACCAGUCUCAGGGUGGCCGUGCGAAGCAGCUUCAUCGGGUGGUCCCGGCUAGCUCAGCGGCUGAGGAGGCGCCCAUCUUUUUCCCCUGCAGGGCCACGGAGACCGAAGGCGGAGACGCAGCUGUCGACGCCAAAGCGUCCGGUGGCCACCAGCCCAACACAGGCCACCAGAGCCGAAGCUGAACUUGAAUUCUGUGCGGCUGAUUACAGAGCUGUCUUGACGCCCUGAGGUCCCAGAUCGGCGACCCCCGGUGGACAGCGAUCGGUUGAAGCCCAGAGGCGAGCUUUCCCACGGAGGCCACUGGUUGCAGAAGCUGGAAGUGAAAUAAAGGCGCGCACUUGCUCCUGAGCUCCUUUUCUACUGAGGUAGGAGGACUACGGAAUCCCCCAGGACGCCUGCAGAUUAGGCUUUUUGUAAAAGCCUGAGAAUCUUGUUAACAUUUAGAGACCCGGACAUCGUCCGUCAUGACUAGCAUCAUUGCGCGCGUGGGUAACAGCCAGCGGCAAAACGCACCCUUGCCACCUUGGGCCCAUUCUAUGCUAAGGUCUCUGGAGAGGAGUCUUGGUCCUUUAAUGGCCAUCCUGGCAGAGAGAAACCUGAAAUUGUUCUCGGGGAGGGUGGUGCCAGCCCAGGGGGAAGAAACCUUUGAGAACUGGCUGAUCCAAGUCAAUGAGGUCUUGCCAGAUUGGAAUAUGUCUGAAGAGGAAAAGCUCAGGCGCUUGAUUAAAACCCUGAGGGGCCCCGCACGGGAGGUGAUGCUUUUGCUGCAGGCGGCCAACCCCAACCUCAGCGUGGCAGAUUUCUUGCACGCCAUGAAAUUGGUGUUUGGGGAGUCUGAAAGCAGUGUGACUGCUCAUAGUAAAUUUUUUAACACCCUGCAGGCGCAAGGGGAGAAAGCCUCCCUUUAUGUGAUCCGUUUAGAGGUGCAGCUCCAGAAUGCUAUUCAGGCAGGGAUCAUAGCUCAGAAAGACGCCAACCAGUCUCGCCUGCACCAGUUCCUUUUAGGGGCCGAGCUGAAUGGGGACCUGCGCUUCAGGCUGAAGAAUCUUCUCAGGAUGUAUGCAAAUGAGCAGGAGCGUCUCCCCACUUUCCUGGAGUUAAUCAGGAUGAUAAGGGAGGAAGAGGAUUGGGAUGACACUUUCAUUAAACAGAAGCGGGCCAAGAGAUCUGAGUCAGUGGUGGCAAGGGCAACUAGCCCAGUGGCACUUGGGGGCUCCCCACCCAUAGUGAUUGAUAAUAAAGACUGUAACGUGAUCGAGAUAGAUGAUACCCCCGAUGACUCAGAUGAGGAUGUGAUCCUGGUGGAGGAGUCUCAGGACCUUCCACUUUCAUUCUCGGAUUCUCCUCCCCCCAGAUGCAGGGCCAGACCUCAGGAUCAAGUGCUAAUCAUUGAUUCCCCCAACAAUUCCCAGCCUCCAUCUCCUUGCACCAGUGGGGGUUCUGGGUAUAAGAAUGAUGGUCCUGGGAAUAUGCGUAGAACCAGGAAACGAAAACACACAAUUUGCUGUUCAUAUUGUGGUGAAGAGGGCCACUCAAAGGAAAGCUGUGACAACGAGAGCAACAAGGCCCAGAUGUUUGAAAAUCUGAUCAUCACCCUGCAGGAGCUGGCACAUAGCGAGGAGAGGUCAAGAGAGGCCCCUGUCGAACCCAGUGACCCUUUUGAGCUACAGUGAGGUGCUAGCCCCCAGCUUUAAGUGAACCCUAACCUAUAUGCAGAGUCCAGCAAUGGGAAAAAUGGGGGGAGGAUGCUUCUAACCACAUAAAUUAAUCCACAAAGCAGCUUUCUUUUGGGGUGAAGGAUGGAGGGUCUUGAAUAUUGGUAUAGUGGAGGGAGAUGGCCUGACCUCCAUCCUUGCUACUAAUCCCCUGCUGCCUAAUCCUAAUCCUCUGUGCGUGCUGCUUUCCUUGAUGCCUUUAUUCUCUCUGUGAAAGUGAUAUAAUUCAUUGUUAAAUAUUAAAACAGUAAAGACAAAUGCAAAAUGUACAAAUUACCCCAAACCCUUCAACCCUUAAAUAACUAUUGUCAACCCUUUGAUGAAUGUCCUUCUAGGUAGUUCUGUUUACCUAUGUACCCAGAUAGAUAUAUGUAUAGAUAACAGUGAGCAAAUAUAAGUGUUGUUCUAAAGUCUGUAUUUUUUAAGAAAAUAAUAUAUGUUGUGAGCUUCUUUCUAUAUCAAUAAACAGCAGCAGCUA
Molecule: messenger RNA, 2258 nt
Organism: Cervus elaphus (red deer)
Lineage: Eukaryota; Metazoa; Chordata; Mammalia; Artiodactyla; Cervidae
Gene: ZCCHC12
Product: zinc finger CCHC-type containing 12
Exons: 4
Coding region: 530-1738 (402 amino acids)
Cellular component (GO): nucleus
Molecular function (GO): nucleic acid binding; zinc ion binding
Source: RefSeq, a predicted model, not a curated record